ACCGCACUGAACUUUGGUUUCAUAUUAAUAACCGAGUCUUGUAAGAAACAAAAACCCUACCAGUUAAGGUUCUCCGGACGGUUUGCUUGCUGCUCUUCCGGAAUACAGGCUGAACAAACGACUAGCAAGCACGCCGAAAUGUCCGAGGAAUCCAAACCCGAAGGCUCGAAGAAGGGAGGAGGAAAGGGAAAGGGAAAGGCCGGGGGGGAGGGGGGAGAAAUGAACAACAUUUCUGGUGCACUGGUCGAGCAGCUGCUCAACGCGAACCCGAGCCUUGCUGGGGAGAUGCAGGGAAUGGACCCGAAGAAGAUCGAGGAGAUGAUGAGAGGGAUGAACUUGCAGGAUAUACUUACCGGGAUGGUAUGUUUGCUGCUUUCCCAAUGGCUUCAAGUCAGAGGAGGAGGGGACAGUUGCUAAUUACAACCUGUGGGUGGGGUGUGUAGGCUGCCGGCGGGAAGAACCAGAAGGAUAUGGCUUCUUACAAGUUUUGGAAUACACAGCCAGUUCCAAAGUUUGGUUUGUUUUUCUAUCGCUGUCCUUAGUGGUGGGAGUUGGAGGCGCUGAUUGGGAGUUGUAGGUGAGGACGAACCGUUGUCGGAUGGACCGUUAAGGGAGAAUGAUCUUUCAAGGGUCAAGACUGUGGGUGCUGAAUUGAUUGAGGGAUUCGAGUGGGAUACUGUCGAUCUUACGGAUGACCAACAGGUUUUUCCCCUUUCUACUGAGGUCUGUUUGGGGUGGCUCUUAUGAGGGGAUAGGUCCGGGAGGUCUACGAGUUACUCAGCAAUCAUUACGUUGAGGAUAGCGAGGCCAUGUUCCGAUUCAACUACUCUGCAUCGUUUCUGCAUUGGGCACUGAAGGCUCCGGGUUGGAUCAAGAACUGGCAUGUCGGUGUGCGUGUAACGGGUACGAAGAAACUUGUAGCGUUCAUAUCCGGUAUCCCUGUCACCUUGAGGGUCCGGGAGAACUCCCUCCGGUGCUCGGAAAUCAAUUUCCUAUGCAUUCACAAGAAGCUUAGGGGCAAGCGACUUGCACCUGUGUUGAUCAAGGAGGUCACUCGAAGGUGCAAUCUUGAGAGUGUAUGGAAUGCUAUCUAUACCGCCGGUGUUGUGCUCCCAAAGCCGAUCAGUACCUGCAGAUACUUCCAUCGCAGUUUGGAUUGGCUCAAGUUGUACGAGACUGGGUUUUCUCCUCUCCCUGCCACUAGUACGAAGGCGAAGCAGGUUACUAAGUAUGCUUUACCUGCGAAUACAUCAACUAAAGGUUUGAGGGAGAUGGAGGCGAAGGAUUCAGACGCUGUGCACGAUUUGCUCACGAGGUAUAUGGAGAGGUUUGACCUAGCUCCCAAAUUCACAGUUGAGGAUAUUGGGCAUUGGCUAUUGAACGGUGGGUCAAAGUAUGAGGAAAGGAUUGUUUGGACCUAUGUCGUUGAGGUGGGGAUCUUUCCCGCUGAUUUCUUGAUGGGAGCUUAGCUGACUGUUCUGCAGGAGGAAGGGAAAAUCACCGAUUUUUUCUCCUUUUAUUCGCUUGAGUCCUCCGUCAUUGGGAAGGAGGAGACUAUUCGUGCUGCGUACCUGUUUUAUUAUGCCUCUGAGACUGCUUUCAGCAAGUCUCCGGAUGCAAAGAAAGAGCUUAAGGUCCGCUUGAAUGCACUGAUGCACGACGCUCUUAUCCUGGCUAAGAAGGUUCAGCUUUUUUUUCUUCUUUCAUUAAAUGUGGAUUCUGCUAAUAUGCGAGUAGUUUAAUUUUGAUGUCUUCAAUGCUCUCACCCUGCUCGAUAAUACCCUCUUCCUUGAAGAGCAAAAGUUUGGAGCCGGCGAUGGAUCAUUGCAUUACUAUCUAUUCAACUGGAGAACCUCUUUCAUCAAUGGAGGAAUUGAUGAUGAGAAGAAUAUCGACCAGGACAAAGGUAGUGGUGUCGGUGUUGUUAUGCUGUAAUCCUUUUUUAUGUUGAUCUGCAUACGGAUUCUCUCGGCGGAAGGGUUAGAUGGGGCUGAAUCGGAUCGUGUUUUUCUUAGCUAAAUAAGGAAUGCUUGAAAAAUGCUCGUUCUGUUGGUCGUAGUCAGUCCACUCUACAUACCGUAUUUGCACUGUAUUUUGGGAGUAAAAAUCUUUCCGCGGCUGGCCCGAUAAAUUACUCGUACUGUAAUCGUGGUAUGGAUUAAGCAUAACUUGGGUUAAGCUUUUUUGGGGUUAGCGCUGUGUAUCA
Messenger RNA from Tuber aestivum (summer truffle), 2206 nucleotides. Lineage: Eukaryota; Fungi; Ascomycota; Pezizomycetes; Pezizales; Tuberaceae. The record is from the annotation of a GenBank genome assembly.